UCAUGAAAUUUGAUCCAAGAUAAAAGUACUCUCAUUUGAUUUUUAUGCCUCGUCAUGUGAAGGACAAAAAAGUAAAUAAUAGAUUCCAAAUUUGUGUUGGUUAUAAAAGACUGUUGAUAAGCGAGUGGCGUAGCAAGCGAGGGCUUUUACCGUAUUUUCCCAUGUAUAAUGCGCAAAAUUUAACUAACUAAUUUAUUUAAAUUUUUCUGAAAUAAUUUUACGUUUACGGACUUAAGUAACCCGGCCGGGUCAUACCAAAGACUAUAAAAAUGGGACCCAUUGCCUCCCUGCUUGGCACUUAGCAUUAAGGGUUGGAAUGGGGGGGUUAGAUCACCAAAUGAUUCCCGAGCGCGGCGCCGAUGACAAUCAUUGGGACUUUAAAAAAAAAUAAAAAAAGUCAAAAUUUGGGUCCGUAUUAUACAUGGCUUUUUUCCAGCAUCGACAUGCCAUUUUUAGGGUGCGUAUUAUACAUGGGGGCGCAUUAUACAUGGAAAAAAACGGUACUUCUCAUGGCCGCAGGUAGAGCGUAACCAUGGCGCCACCACUGUGUUUGUAUUCAAUUUUAAUGGCAAUGACAGAAGCGCGCUGCGUGCUCCAUUUUCACCACUAAUAUUUAAAAGCAGCCCCGUUUGCUGUCCGCCGCCUUUCUGAAGUCAUUUAAAAAAAAAAAAAAACUGGAAUCAUGGCAUUAUUUAUUUAUUUAUUUUACCCCUUGCGCAGAAUGUAUGUCAACUUGUAUAAAAGUCAAAAAAAGAGCAUUGUAGAAAUAUCCAAAUGUCGUUUUAUGUAACAGUACAUGCUGCAAUCAUUGCGUGCUACAGGUGGCCAGUCCCCGAAGAGGAGGGGGUGGUCCCGGGAAAGGAGGGUGGGGGGAUGUAUUCUCGUGGCGCAACAGGUCCCUCUCACUGUCUCGCUGCACUCGACGCACACGUGGAGGCUCCCCGCUCCACCCGUUGCUCUCGCACGCUCCUCUCCUCAGCACCGCCACGAGCCGGCGCGGAUGCCGAGGCGGCCGCCAGCCCGCCACCCGUGACCGGCGGGCCCGAUGAACCCCCGCCGCCCCGGCCCCCCCUCCUCCUCCUCCUCCAGCAUGCAAUGGCUUAAUCGGAGAGACAUGAGCAUCCGGAGUGGGGACGGCGUCACGCUGUGCCAGAGGGCUCUGCAGAUCGUCACCGAUCUUUGCCUCACCGGACACGUGGACCGUGAGAAAUGUUCGGAUAUUUUCCCCCUGGAGAGCGGCAUCCCGGCCAAAGGACACGCAGACGUCUCCGUCAGCCUCCUGGCCGUGGUGGUGGGCUUCUGCGGCCUGGCCCUGCUGGCCGUGUCACUCUUUGUCUUUUGGAAGCUGUGCUGGCCCCUCUGGAGGAGCAAGGCGCUGACGGUGCACAGGGGGAACAACGUGGGGCUCCGCGUCGCCUUCCCCGAGGCGCCUCCCGACGAGUCGCCGCCGCUGCCCGCUAAAACGGCGCCGGCGGAGGAAAAGACGAAGCAGUCGCCCGAGGCGAAGCCCAACGGACGCAGCACGGUCAAGCUGCUGGAGGCGGCCAUGAAGAUCAGCCAGACGUCGCCGGACAUCCCGGCCGAGGUGCAGACCACCGUCAGAGAGAAGCUGAGCCACCAGGCCAAGAUCCAGAGGCAGACCACCGAGCCCACGUCGUCCUCCAGGCACAAUUCGUUCCGGCGCCACCUGCCGCGUCAGAUGAACGUCAACAGCUUCGACUUCAGCGUGGACGCGGCGCCUUUCCGCCAGUCGUCCACGGCCAGCAUCGGCAGAAUCAAACCGGAGCUCUACAAGCAGAAGUCGGUGGACUCGGAGGGCGAGCCCAGAGAGCCCGCCCAGACUUGCGGAAAGCUCAGCUUCGCGCUGCGCUACGACUACGAGGAGCAGGCGUUGGUGGUGAAGAUCCUCAAAGGCUUGGACCUUCCCGCUAAAGACUUCACGGGAACCUCCGACCCCUACGUGAAGGUCUACCUGCUGCCGGAGAGGAAGAAGAAGUUCCAGACGCGGGUCCAGCGCAAGAACCUGAACCCCACGUUCGACGAGAGCUUCCGUUUCCCGGCGGCGUACGACGAGCUGUGCAACCGCAAGCUGCACCUGAGCGUCUACGACUUUGACCGCUUCACCAGCCACGACGUGAUCGGCGAGGUGGAGGUGGACAACCUCUUUGAGCUCUCUGACCUUUCUCGCGAGGCCGUGCUGUGGAAGGACAUCCACGCCGCCACCACGGAGACGGUGGACUUGGGGGAGAUCAUGUAUUCGCUGUGCUACCUCCCCACGGCGGGGCGGAUGACUCUGACCGUCAUCAAAUGCCGGAACCUCAAAGCCAUGGACAUCACAGGCUCUUCAGAUCCGUAUGUAAAAGUCCAUCUGAUCUGCGAGGGACGCAGGCUGAAGAAACGCAAAACCACCACCAAGAAGAGCACUCUCAACCCCAUCUACAACGAGGCCAUCGUCUUCGACAUCCCCCCGGAGAACGUGGAACAAGUCAGCCUCUCCAUCAUGGUGAUGGAUUACGACCGGGUGGGACACAACGAGGUGAUCGGCGUGUGCCGGGCCGGGCCUGACGCCCAAGGCCUGGGACGGGAUCACUGGAAUGAAAUGCUGGCCUACCCGCGGAAGCCCAUCACCCAUUGGCACGCGCUGGGAGAGUGGCCCGGAAGGGGGGCGAGCUUCGAGAGUCAAGCUUCGUGUCCGUCGCCCAAACCGCCGCAGACGCCGUGAUUCCUUCCGUCCAUCACAUGAAGGCAACUUUCAGGCUUCUACUUGAAGAAAAAACGUAUUCUUUUCCUCCAAUUUCAGACAUUCCUUCCCCCACACUUGACUCCGGAACGGCACAAGGUGUAAGGGCUCCACGGCUCUGUGCCAUAAAAGCAUUUAUAGGGUCAAGAAGAAAAAAAAAAAAAUCGAUAUCGGUCACUGAUAUCUCAGAGCGAGCAGAGAUGAGGAGAACGUAGCAGAGACAUGUAGCGGACAAAUAGAUGAAAAAAUAGACACGAGAUGGUAUUUAUUUAUAUAUAUAUAUAUUUACAUGUAACUACUCCUAACCUGUAGUGGAUUCUUCAGUCUACAAUCACGGUUCAAGUGCAAAGUGAAGUGAUUCUAGUGUGCUUUGGUCCCACCCGAACAACUCGACAGUACAAAAUAGCACCUCGUCGUGCGUGCGUACAGUGCAGUGAAUUAUAUCAAUGGAUGUUUUCAUGUGGGCGAGAUUUCAUGUAUCCGUGAGUGAGGAAAUAAACGUAAAAAAACAAAAAGAGCUUAGGAGAGCAAUUAGCACGUCCGCUACUCUGGGCCCGGAUGCUAAGCUAAGCUGACAAUGUGAACGUUUUAGUCAAGUUUUUGUCUUUGAUCAACUCAUGUAAGACUAUAAUUCGUUUCACUGGACUUGUGCGAAUUGUUGUGGGUUUAAAAAAAAGAAAACAUUUAUGGCUCCCUCUUGAGGUUAAACGUGGGACUACAGAAAACUUGCUAUCUUAAUAGCUUUACAAAUACAUACGUUCUUGAAUUUAUUUUGGUAUUUAUUG
Molecule: messenger RNA, 3525 nt
Organism: Syngnathus typhle (broad-nosed pipefish)
Lineage: Eukaryota; Metazoa; Chordata; Actinopteri; Syngnathiformes; Syngnathidae
Gene: syt10
Product: synaptotagmin X
Exons: 7
Coding region: 1046-2722 (558 amino acids)
Biological process (GO): regulation of calcium ion-dependent exocytosis; regulation of dopamine secretion; cellular response to calcium ion
Cellular component (GO): membrane
Molecular function (GO): calcium ion binding; calcium-dependent phospholipid binding; syntaxin binding
Source: RefSeq, a predicted model, not a curated record